GGCACUCUUGCAAGGCUACAAAUCUACUCCCUUCCACUCCCGUCAGCUAAUCUUCCAUUACCAAUAUUUCAAACCUCAUCCACUUUCCUUUUCGAUAAUUACAAAGGUACCCCCUGCUAUGAACAUUUGUGUUCAUGUCGGAUUUGAACUGCCUGUUCUUCUACCUCUAGCCCUAAUUCUCGAUUACAAUUCACAACUCCCUUUCUAAAUUAAACCUUUCUAUCUUGAAAUUUGACGAUUUUUCACUCACAAUUUCUAAUUUCUACCAUCAAAUUCGCAUACCCUAAUUCGAAAAACAGAUAAGAAGUUUUACGGCGAAAUUUAACUUUUUUUUCCGACGAGACGGCAAAUUUGAGCUUCCGACAAUCUGAAGUGCUAAAUUAAAUUGGAAGAGGGAACUAAUAGCUUUGGUGAAGACAAGAAUGACCGUAUCUUGAGGAGCUGAGGUACAGACAACUUUAUGCAACAAAUGACAAUGUAUCCUUUCCAAGUUGCAUAACAUGACUCUUGGAAGAAAGCAGGAGAUUAGCAAUAUAUCAGAGCUGGCUUCAACUCUUCAUCUUUCAGUCAAUCUUCUUGUCAGGGCAGAUGUCGGAACUGCCAAAAUUGUGGGACAAAUGGGCCCUUUGAUGAAGAAGGAUAUGGAAGUGUCAUGCAAGAUGACAAAGAAGGCAACACUUGAUCUAAAGAGCCAUAAUCUUCUUGUUUACAAACAAAGCGAGGAAGGUUAUGCUUAUACGUCUUGUCCAAAGAAAAAAAGUGAUUGUUCAACUCAUAGCCUUUCACUAGAGAAGUGUAACCAGUCAAAUGGUACCCUCCAAGGACUUGAACGAGCUAAAGGAAAAAGUUCUAAAGCAUCACUAACUUUUGCUUCCGAGGAGUUGCUGCAAUUGCCUUCCUCAGAUUCUAAACUUGAUGAAAGGGCUCCUUUAGAUCCUUGUGAAGACGGCUUCUUUGCUCUUGGAGCUCCUCUGGAGACUUCAGUAAAGAGACCCGAGGACACUGAAUCAUUUGUAAUGAGCUCUAAAAGUAAGAUUUCCAAUCCUAGAAGAGAUACUUCUAGUAAGUCAAUGGUCAUGUCAGAGAAUGUGAUAGCCAUAUCAGGAGCUGCGUCUCUCUCUCAGAAACAUGAAAAAGAGCCGUCAUUCCUGGAAAGCCUAAGGGAACAUGAGCGUUUGUUAUCGAAUCUGAGUGUCAAUGAUCCUUUCUCUUUGACUAAUGUCAAUCGAAAUAGUAGCCUUUUGAAUCUAUUAAGCUAUUUUCCACAAAAAGCUCCCACUGUUAGCUCAAGAAAGAAGCUUCUUAUCCUUGAUAUCAAUGGCAUAUUGGCAGAUAUAGUUUAUCCUCCUCCAAAGGGGUACAGGGCAGACACUAAAAUUGCAGGACGAGCAGUUUUCACUAGGCCCUUCUGCUCUGAUUUUUUGAACUUUUGUCUUGAGAGAUUCAAUGUGGCUAUCUGGUCAUCAAGAUCAAGGAAAAUUAUUGAUAGAUUAGUCAACUACUUGAUGGGAGAUAGGAAAGACAAAUUGAUUUUCUGCUGGGAUCUGUCAUAUUGCACUGAGUCGAACUUCAGAACCUUGGAGAAUAAGCAUAAGGCAUUGGUUUUUAAAGAGCUUAGAAAAGUGUGGGAGAGUUAUGAUCCUGACCUUCCAUGGAAGAAAGGUGAAUUCAAUGAAUCAAAUACGUUUUUGCUGGACGAUACCCCUUACAAGGCAUUGCUCAAUCCUCCUCAUUCUGCAAUCUUUCCAUACUCAUACAACUUCAAAAAUCGUUCAGAUGAUUCAAUUGGUCCGGAAGGUAAUAUUCGAGCGUAUCUGGAAGAAUUAGCUGUGGCUGACAAUGUACAGGAAUAUAUAGAGCAACAUCCAUUCGGGCAGAGCGCUAUCACUGAGAGAAGCUUGUCCUGGCAAUUCUAUGACAAAGUUAUCAAGGAACAAAGUGCAGUCGCAGCUGGGGCUGGGGCUCUCAUUGAAGGGUGUCUUCUUUAAUGUCAUACUACAAAAUCUCCUUUAAUGUAGAGAGAGAGUAUUGGGUAAGAGGAUGCUCAUCUUCGGUAUGCCGACGACAACAAAGAAGUAUCAAUAUGGCAAUUGGAAGAGAUAUUCAAUUAUUCAUUGCUAUCUCUUCUUUGGCUGCAACCUCUUUCACGGAGGGUUUUAUCUUCAAACAUCUUUGAGCAAGCCGGGUAUAUCAAUUAGAUUUGAAGAGACAUAAUUAGCUCAAUUUUACAUUUUGAAUUGUAUUUUUGUUCUAAUACGAUAUUAGAACUCAAGGUCCUAGUUCGAGUAUAGAUGUAUACUCCCCCUUGGAGGAGUAAAAGUUGGAAGUGACAAAGAAUGGAUCCUAGACGGCUCGUUUGGUAGUCGUUAAUAAAUUUGUGGUAAUGAGAAUGAAUAUUAAGUGUAAUUUUAAUAGGGGAGUACCUUAAAACCUUCAUAGGGAGGCAUUUUUUCUCCAA
This is a messenger RNA of Beta vulgaris subsp. vulgaris (sugar beet), 2458 nucleotides long. RefSeq lists its product as hypothetical. Gene Ontology annotation, molecular function: phosphoprotein phosphatase activity. The record is from RefSeq and is a predicted model, not a curated record. NCBI's taxonomy places the organism in Eukaryota, Viridiplantae, Streptophyta, Magnoliopsida, Caryophyllales, Amaranthaceae. The transcript is spliced from 9 exons. Bases 501 to 1988 code for a protein of 495 amino acids.